This is a messenger RNA of Varroa destructor (honeybee mite), 2654 nucleotides long. Its product is annotated as RNA-binding protein 25-like. Gene Ontology annotation, molecular function: mRNA binding. The record is from RefSeq and is a predicted model, not a curated record. Gene Ontology annotation, cellular component: spliceosomal complex. Lineage: Eukaryota; Metazoa; Arthropoda; Arachnida; Mesostigmata; Varroidae. Gene Ontology annotation, biological process: regulation of alternative mRNA splicing, via spliceosome.
UGUGUCUGUGGGCUCCGGUGAAGCCAUACGUUACCUGAUUCGGUUCUGUACCCUGUGAUUAAUUCUGUGGCGUGUCGAGCGAUUUCCAUUCUAUGUAUGAAAUGUAAAUUGAAAACAAACUGUGCACUAUUGGAUGUUGUUAGAAUUAGGACGCGUUUGAUCUCUAUUCGCUAUCUGGCUAUGGCUUUUCCAGGUCCACGUGGAACGCCUAUAGGGGGUUUGCCCCUUCUGAGCGCGCCAGGAUUCAUGCCGCGGCCUGUUCUAGGUCUUCAAGUUAUGCCACCAGGGGUGGUUCCUGUAGUUGGAGUCCCCAAUCCUAUGGGUAUGCCACCGAUGCCUCCUCACCCUCCAGAACGAAGACCUCCUCGACCUCAAUUCCCUAAAAACUCAUCAAAGUCAUCGUCCGGGCAACAGCCAGCCGAUGAUAAAAACCAAACGAUCACCGUUUUUGUAGGCAAUAUAACGGAACGUGCAACUGACGGGCUAGUUCGCGCCGUUUUGGCCAAGUGCGGGUUCAUCGCCAAUUGGAAACGCGCACAUGGAGCAAAUAACAUUCUUCAAGCUUUUGGAUUUUGUGAUUACGCGGAACCUGACGCUGCUAUUCGAGCAAUCAGGUUGCUGAAUGGCUUAGAGAUCGGUGAUAAGCAGCUACUGGUCAAAGCUGAAACGAAAACGAAGGACAUGCUGGCAAAGCAUGAGGCCGAACAGCGCGAGCAACGGCAAGAUUAUGACGACUUUUGCAAACAGACUGAUCGGGAAGUUAUGGAGCAAAUUCAGCAGCUGAUGCGGGUGCACGCCUCGGAACUAAAGAGCACACGUGACAAGGAGUCGAAGGAGAGCGAAGCUAGCAAGGAACGUCGGAAGGCUCAUGAAAAGGUAUUAUUGGAUGCAAUGGAGCACAUGAAAAAGUUGGAUGAGGAUAAAAAGAGUCUCAUCACUCGUGAAAUCGACAAAUUCCGCGAUACUCACAUGAACAAGGAAGAGCCAGCACCGAAUAGCACACGUCGAGAUGAAAAGACGCGCAGCAGUAGUAAGCGGUCCCCACGUCGACGAAGCCGGAGUCCACGAAGUGCUCGAUCACCGCGUCGGAGUCCAGACAGUAACCGUGAAAGGGAACGACGCCGGUCAGGUGAACGUGAACGGGAAAGGGAGCGCGACCGGGAACGAGAUCGCGACAGAGAACGGAAAGCUCAACGGACGCCGGUCGAAGACCCCGAUGAAAGGUACCAAAAAGAAUUGCGCGAAAAGGCGAAAGAGCGGGAACGUGAAAUCGCUCGAAUGGAACGGGAGAAGCGACGAGAGGAGAAGAAAAACAACGCAACUAGCGGAGCCAACGAUGACACUGAUGAUGAAGAGGUUUACGAGCGUCGUCGUCACGAAAAACGCUUACGUGAGAAGGAGGCCAAUUAUCAGGAACACCUUAAAAAUUGGGAAGCGCGAGAGAAGCGCCGGGCAAAAGAGUAUGCGAAGGACCGAGAAAAAGAAGAGGAACGUAUCGCUGAAGAGCAGCGUGAGGCAAAGAGGCUGCGCGAGUUCUUUGAAGAUUAUGACGACGAACGAGACGAUGUGAAAUUCUAUUCUGGUUCCUCACUACAACGAAGGGUGCGCGAACGUGCGCGCGAAGCAGAAUGGGAUCAGCGGGAUCGACAGCGUGAACGUGAGGAGUUAGACGAAUUGAAGCGAAGGUUAGCCGAAGAGGGACAUCCCGAUCCCGAGCGUGAGGCUCUUCGGCGGCAGCAACAACAUCAGCAACAAAAUAACUCCACUAAUGUGAUCGUAAUUAGUGAUAGUGCUGAUCAUCCUAUUGGAAAGAUGACUAGCGACGUUGUCCAGCUUCAGGACGACACCAGCAGAGGAAUGGAUGAUACGUCAGCUCAUGGUACCGGUGAAGACGUUGUCGACGGGGAUAAUAGCCCAGCUGUUAGCAGAAAGUUCAGCAAGAACUCGAAUCUGAACUCUCAGGACCCUCUACAGAAGGAAGACGAGCGUCUGGCUAGAGAGCAAAAAGAGGCCAAGGAACGAAGCAAGGAGGAUAAGCGUCGCCAUAUGAAAUUCCUUGUAGAGAAAAUUCCUUCAAAUCGAGAUGAGUUGUUUGCUUAUGCUUUAGACCGCUCACUCGUUGACGAAGCUCUUAUGGUGAAGCGAGUGCGUCCCUGGGUUAAUAAAAAAGUCAUCGAGUAUAUUGGAGACGAGGAAGCAACGUUAGUCGACUUUAUCUGCUCGAAGAUUAUGGCCGGCGCAGACGCAGCUAGUCUGCUAGGAGACGUAUCUGUCGUAUUGGAUGAUGAAGCAGAAAACUUUGUAGUCAAAAUGUGGCGUCUUCUAAUAUACGAAGUUGAAGCGAAAAAAAUGCAACUGAAUACUGACAGCGGACACAACAUGUUAGCGGCGUCAACAUCGACCAAUUGAGCGAUUGUUUUGCGGCGCAUCGGUUUAUUACAGUCUACAUGAUCUACAUACACAAACAUAUACACACAUACAUAGAAGAAAGUGGCCGAACUGUAUUUUUAUAUGCCUAAUGUAUAGUAUUAUCAUCCCGUAUUCGAUUGCGAUAAUGAUAAGGAUCUUCUUUAUGACGUAGAGUGUAAAUAAAGAAAUCGAAGCAUCUAUUGACGAUCGUCGUCUAAUAGUUGCCAGCUCACUUGGAAACAAAU